This is a messenger RNA of Paramormyrops kingsleyae, 1129 nucleotides long. It is a transcript of the gene hoxc10a, whose product is annotated as homeobox C10a. The record is from RefSeq and is a predicted model, not a curated record. Gene Ontology annotation, cellular component: nucleus. Gene Ontology annotation, molecular function: RNA polymerase II cis-regulatory region sequence-specific DNA binding; DNA-binding transcription factor activity, RNA polymerase II-specific. NCBI's taxonomy places the organism in Eukaryota, Metazoa, Chordata, Actinopteri, Osteoglossiformes, Mormyridae. Gene Ontology annotation, biological process: regulation of transcription by RNA polymerase II.
AUGUCGUGCCCCAGCAACGUGCCUAGUGGCUCUCUCUUAGUGGACAACUUGGUGGGAGGAUCCUUCACGUGCAGAAGCGAGGGCUAUCUCGAACACCCUGAGAUGUACAUGCAAACGGGUACUGAGUGUAGCUUUUCGAUUAUGCGAAAUUGUGGAAUUGUUUCUUCACCUGUCACCAAAGGAGAUGAGCUUCCACAAACAACUCUACCGUUGAGCAUAUACCAUCAGACACCCUACCUGACACCGUUGGACACAUGGGGGACAGAACCAAAAACUUGUAUUGAACAACCUGUUGCCCGACCCCUGAUCUCCUGCACUUUUCCAGUGGAUUUUGUCAAGGAAGAGGCCAUUAGUCGCGUGUACCGGGAUGACAUUGCCAGGAAUAAGGAAACAACAGAACCGGCUAUCUACACAAGACUGGGCGACAACAGCAACCGGUCAAGCUGUGAUCAGGCUGCACAAUCUGCAUCUGACUUUCUCAAUCUACACCAGAUAUACACGGCCGAGAACUCACAAGAUGGAAAUGAUUUCGAUUCAGGAUUUGCGUCAGCUGCAGACAUGACAACUUCUGCUGAAAUACCGUUACCCGAACUGUUAAUGAAUGCCAGAAAAUCUAAAGAACGCUUGUCGGUUGAGCGGAUAAACCCUGAAGAUCGUCGUUCAGCUAAAAAACAGCCGGAGAAAGAGGAAAGUAUUUUUAGUACGGACAGUAGUACGGAUAAUUCCGAAAGCGAAAUGAAAGAAGACCGUAAAGUCGACAAGACACCUGGAAACUGGCUGACAGCUAAAAGUGGUCGAAAGAAAAGAUGUCCCUAUACAAAGCACCAGACGCUGGAACUCGAGAAGGAAUUCUUGUUUAACAUGUAUUUGACUCGCGAGCGCCGCCUGGAGAUCAGUAGGAGCAUCAACCUCACCGACCGUCAGGUCAAGAUCUGGUUCCAGAAUCGGAGGAUGAAGCUGAAGAAGCUGAACAGAGAGAGCCGCGCGCGAGAGCUGACGCCGACCUACUACACCUGAGCUUCCGUGGAUAAAGACUGAAAUCUUUGAUGGACAGCUGUGGAAAUACCACAUCAUUUAGAAUAUAUAUGUCUAUAUAUCUCGUAGCAUUUUGUCAAGUGUAUAUAUAUGU